AUGACUCUCACCGUCAAAGGGUCAGCUUCACAGAGCGAGCGCAAGAUAUUGGUGGCUAUUGACUUCGGUACAACGUACUCAGGGGUUGCGUGGGCACAGACUGCAAGACCGGAGAUUCAAACCACCGUCAUCCAGUGGCCCGAUGGCACUGAUGCACUAGAAGGUGUUACAAACGACAAAGUACCUACUGAGCUCGCCUAUGAUGAUAAUGCAGGCUGCAAAUGGGGAUUCGAGAUUCCUGAAGGCAAGCAACGGUAUCAAUGGUUCAAGCUCGAACUGGACCCCAAGAAGUCCAAAGAGACUUCAUACCUCACUGUGGAGUAUCCCGACCCAAACGCACUCCCCACAAAUUACAUCAAGACGGCUGAAGUUCUUUCCGUUGACUAUCUUACUCAUCUACGUGAGCACAUCAUAAAGGUUCUGAAAACAAAAGUGGGUGAAGGUGUGAUUGCCUCUACGAGAAUCGAGUACAUCAUUACUGUGCCCUCUGAUGCAGCUAAAUUUAGCACUCGAUCUUGUGCUAAGCGUGCUGGUAUGGGUGGCGACCUUCAGAUUGUUUCAGAGCCCGAGGCUGCGGUCAUCUACGCCCUUGAUGCCAUGGAUCCGGAGACCUUAAAGGCUGGCGACAAAUUCGUCUUGUGUGAUGCAGGAGGAGGCACGGUUGAUCUUAUCUCUUACACCAUUGAAGAACUCAAACCCGUCGUCAAGAUCAGCGAGGCGGCGCCGGGCAGUGGAGCAGCUUGUGGCAGUACCUUCCUGAACCGCAUUUUCCGCAGAUACCUCGAAACAACCUUCUCUGAUAACGAUGGUUGGGACGACGAUACUUUGGGGGGAGCCCUGGAGCGAUUCGAGACAAUUGCUAAGCGUAGGUUCAACGGCGACCAAGAAGACGUUGUAAUACCGGUCCCGGGCUUGACCAAUGACCGCAGCAAAGGCGUCAUGCGUGGGAAGCUUACCAUGUCCGCUUCGACACUCCGCAACAUCUUCGAGCCCAUUGUCACUACUAUCACUGCGCUGGUGACAUCACAGAUCAGAGCUACCGGUGAUGUGAAGGCUGUCCUUCUUCGUUCAGGUUAUUCAGCCUGCGAAAGGGUGACUGCCGUGGUUCGUGGUGCUCUUAUCAAAGCCCUGGCACAAGCAUCUCCAGAGGCUUCCAGAAUCACAAUCGGAUCACGGGUUGCUCGAAAAGCUUAUGGCUUUGAGGUAAACGUAGCAUUUGAUCCGGCUAAGCACCAGCAGUCACGCAAAUUCUGGAACGAGUGUCAUGGUAUGUAUCGCAUCAAUGUGGUAGACUGGCUGGUCAAGAAAGGCGAUGCAAUUAAAGAAACUGAACCUGUUGUCGUCAACUACAUUGACUCGAAGAUGGUUGGUUACGGCCAGCUCUCCAGCAUUAGAUGCAACCUCUACUCCUUCGAGUGCCCAACCAAUCGCAACCCUCCUCUGCAUGUAGAUCAAGGCGCCAAGUUGCUCGUCACUCUGACUGCCAAUCUCUCUUCGAUUCCAACAAAGGAGAUGCCGAAGCACACUGGUGCAGAUGGUCAGACGUACUUCCACUGCAGCUUCGAGAUUCGAGUCACCUUCCAUUCCGCUCACACUACCUAUUCUUUGUGGUACAACAACAAGUGCUACGGGGCAGUGGAUGCCGAGUACGCCUGA
Molecule: messenger RNA, 1656 nt
Organism: Endocarpon pusillum Z07020
Lineage: Eukaryota; Fungi; Ascomycota; Eurotiomycetes; Verrucariales; Verrucariaceae
Exons: 7
Coding region: 1-1656 (551 amino acids)
Molecular function (GO): ATP-dependent protein folding chaperone; ATP binding
Source: RefSeq, a predicted model, not a curated record